CAGACUUGGGAAGGAAUUUGGAUGGAAACGCAUUACCAGUGAAAACAUGAUGCAAGUCAGCCAUCUCCUGCUCAGCCUGUUGCCAUGGAUCCCAGGACUUGUUUGUGGGCUGAUGACCGAGGACCAGUUUACAGUCCAAGAGGGUAAAUCCCUUAUUCUUCCAUGUCAUUAUGAGCCGCAAUAUGCCAGUAACGUCAAGUACUGGUGCCGGGGAAAAAUGAGGGAGUUCUGCACAAGCUUGGCCCGCACAGAUGACUCCCUCUUGGAGAGCAAGUCUGAGGACAAAGUGACUGUUUUUGAUGACCCGGAGGAGCGAGUCUUCACGGUGACCAUGAAGAAUUUAACGGAGGAAGAUUCUGGCUGGUACAUGUGUGGUGUGGAGCUCGGUGGAUUUUGGGAAGCUGACGUCAGAGCCUUCACUUACGUCGAGGUCAGCUCAGGAAUAUUUGUCGUGAACGACAGGCUGAGCGAGGAGGAGGGUGGCGCUGUCAAAGUUCAAUGUCUCUACAGUCCAAAAUACAGAGAGAGUGAGAAGAAGUGGUGUCGGAUUGGAAACCCGAAUUCCUGCCUGGCAACAGACGAUGAGGGAAGCUACGAGGACGUGUCUGUGGCCAUCACUGAUGACAAAACGGGAACUUUCACCGUAACCAUAAAGAAGCUGCAGAUGAGCGACAAAGGCUGGUACCGGUGUGUUGUCGGACCAAAGCAGAGAACAGUGCAUGUGCAGGUCUUACCUCGACCAUCAACUAGUAAGUCGACAGCAACAGCGGCAGCCUCGACGACGAAUUCAUUAGCUGCGGCAAAGCCGUCGGUUGCGGAUGCAGACGCCCCCAAACGGCGCCUCACAAACGAUUGCUGCGUGCGACAAAGUUUGAACGGGCAGUCCGUGGUGAUGUUUGCUUCAUUCAUGCUGCUUGCGGCCUUGACUAUAUUAGCGACGAGGAUGUGGAAACGUAAAGAGUUUGCAAAGUUAAGACAAACGAUGGGGAUGAAAGCAAGAAAUAAGGAUGACUUUGGCAUCGUGACCUGCAAAAAAAACCCUGCGGUUUUCGUCACCGUCGAUCCAAUGGAUGCCCAGGCGCACUGAAAUAGCAAACCACCGUUUGGCUGUUUUUUUUUCCCCCGACUGCCUGGACCAAAGAGAAAAAAGGAGAUCCCAUCACUUCUACGUAAACAUCAAUUCAAUUUGAGAGAAUCU
This is a messenger RNA of Hippocampus zosterae (dwarf seahorse), 1198 nucleotides long. RefSeq names its product polymeric immunoglobulin receptor-like. Lineage: Eukaryota; Metazoa; Chordata; Actinopteri; Syngnathiformes; Syngnathidae. Bases 47 to 1087 code for a protein of 346 amino acids. The transcript has 8 exons. The record is from RefSeq and is a predicted model, not a curated record.